This is a messenger RNA of Struthio camelus australis, 1429 nucleotides long. It is a transcript of the gene PPP1R36, whose product is annotated as protein phosphatase 1 regulatory subunit 36. Lineage: Eukaryota; Metazoa; Chordata; Aves; Struthioniformes; Struthionidae. Gene Ontology annotation, biological process: negative regulation of phosphatase activity. Gene Ontology annotation, molecular function: phosphatase binding. The record is from RefSeq and is a predicted model, not a curated record.
CGCAGCUUGUUCAAACGCUCCCGAUGCCAGCAAGUCCCUGGUCCUGGCCCCGGCGCUACAGAUGAUAAAACUAACCCCAGGCGUGUGGUACUGGAAUGAUGAUACUAACAGACUCGAAUUUGCAAGCUUCAACCCAGAAGCUAAGGAACGCCUUAAGGAAGGAAAAGAUCACCCUCAGGAAAUGGGAUGCGAGGCAUUAAACAGCAUCUUUCAAGAUGUAUGCACUGCAUUGUUCACUGGAAGAAGGCUGGCUGAACAAGAAGGAAAAUCUCGUAGGCUGUCAAAGCGAGUACAACACGAAUAUGUGACAUUGGAUGAUGUCAAAUAUGCUGCUUUACGUUUGAGACAAAAAAGUGAGGCACAUCGCAUGCUAUCGCUUAAAGCAGCUAUGAGGAAUAAGAGGCUAGACGCAUUCCUCAUGGCCCUGAUUUUAUACUUAUCUUUUUACUUGGAAAAAAUUACCCUGGAAAAGACACCCAAAACUCCAGUUUCGACCACCGUUUUGUCAGAGAAGAAAGAAAAAGAAUACGUCCUGGCAAAGUUAGAAGUGGCCAGGAUUCACCUAGCCAAGGUGUACUGUGACCUUAUCCUCGGAGAAGGCAUGGCAGAGCACCACCACAUGUCUUGUGGAAAGAGAAAAACAUCAUCAUCACAGAAAGAUCGGGACUUCUUUGAGAGCUUCUACAACUACUGCAACUAUGUGGCUUGGCUUGUGUUCAGACGGAAGCACUUCCGGGUGAUACAGGAAGAAAUCAGCAGACUUCUUCGCUCUGACAUAUUUAAUCCUAUCUUAAGAAAGAAGAACCAUGCUGACUUGCAGAAAGCAGGACACCAGACUGCUGAUGCAAAGAAAGCGAGAUUCCCAUGUCACAGAAACGGCUGUGCCAAGCGUCCAUCUAUAAAUACUGUGGCUCAGCAGCGCUCACCAAUGCUCAGCACGCUGCUGCCCUUACCAAAGGACAGUGCUCAGCACCUCUUCCAGAAGCAGUUCUACCGUCAGGGCAAAACCCCUCAACCUUGCAAGAAUAAAGACUUGCCAGAGUUCUCAGAAUUGUUCACUACCAAGGUGGGCAUCAUUGGAGCUCAUUGUAGUGAGUUAAAUCCCAUGAUGGUCAUGCCCAUGGGGAUGAUGGAGGAGGAAGAGGAAGAGCAAGGACAAAAAAGGAGUGAUUCCUCCAUCCCUUCAAAUGACGUGAGCUUGUUAACUCUGAGAAGCCCCCAAAGCAGACUUAGUAAUCAGAGCAGUGUCCUCUCAAGAGCAACGACAGAAGUGGACUGUAGUUAGAGCAUCUAACAGAAGUGUUAUCUUCUUGUGUUGGGUGCCAUGGUUUCGCGUUGCUAAGUAAACCACUUUGAAUCUGCAGCUUAAAAAGCCUGAAUCGCCUGAAUCAUCUGUCAGGGGUGGGGAAAUUUAGCAUCCAAGGUUCUG